Molecule: messenger RNA, 5301 nt
Organism: Lagopus leucura (white-tailed ptarmigan)
Lineage: Eukaryota; Metazoa; Chordata; Aves; Galliformes; Phasianidae
Gene: GFRA4
Product: GDNF family receptor alpha 4
Exons: 8
Coding region: 476-1771 (431 amino acids)
Biological process (GO): nervous system development
Cellular component (GO): signaling receptor complex; external side of plasma membrane
Molecular function (GO): glial cell-derived neurotrophic factor receptor activity
Source: RefSeq, a predicted model, not a curated record
GGGAGAGCGGGGAAGGCGGCGAAGGGCUGCCCCGGCUCUCUGGGUACGGAGUCGGGGCGAUCCGAAGUUUAUUGCUGAAAAGGGAGGGGAAAAAAAAAGGGAAAAAUACUAAUAAUUACAGAAGAGAAUAAAAUAAAUACGGGAAGAAUUGUAGAUAGAUACGGAGAGAGAGAGAGAGAAAAAAAAAAAGAAAAAAAAAGGGAAGAGCAUCUCCUUGCAGUUGCCUCGGAGGGAUGCGGCGGAGCGCGGCCGGCGGGACCCCCCGCUGCCCGGGCAACACCCGGGGCCGGAGCGGGGCUGAACCGUGAGUCCUCACCCCAGGAAGGCCGGACCGGGGCGGCGGGGACUCCUCCCGCCCUGCUCAACCUCCGCGCAUCCUCCGGCGUCGCCGUGCCGAGCCGUGCCGAGCCGUGCCGGGCCGCUCGGUCCGAGCCGUGCCGAGUCGGUGUGAACCGAGCAGUGCCGAGCGGUUAGGAUGAGGGGCAUCCUCUACUUCUGCACGCUGAUCCUCCUGGAAGGUAUGGCGGAAGCUGUCAGCUCAAGCAGGGACUGCCUUCAGGCAGGUGAAUCCUGCACCAACGACCCCAUCUGCAGCUCCAAAUUCAGGACCCUCCGGCAAUGCAUCGCAGGCAAUGGAGCCAACAAGCUGGGCCCCGAUGCCAAGAACCAGUGCAGGAGCACAGUGACUGCCCUGCUCUCCAGCCAACUCUACGGCUGCAAGUGCAAGCGAGGCAUGAAAAAGGAGAAGCACUGCUUGAGUGUCUACUGGAGCAUCCACCACACGCUGAUGGAAGGCAUGAACGUGCUGGAAAGUUCUCCUUAUGAGCCAUUCAUCAGGGGCUUUGAUUACGUCCGGCUGGCCUCCAUCACUGCAGGCUCUGAGAACGAGGUGACCCAGGUGAACCGCUGCCUGGAUGCUGCCAAAGCCUGCAAUGUGGACGAGAUGUGCCAGCGGCUGCGGACGGAAUAUGUCUCCUUCUGCAUCCGGCGCCUGGCUCGGGCUGACACCUGCAAUCGGUCCAAGUGCCACAAGGCCUUACGUAAGUUCUUCGACCGCGUGCCACCCGAGUACACCCACGAGCUGCUCUUCUGCCCCUGUGAAGACACAGCCUGUGCUGAGCGCCGGCGGCAGACCAUCGUUCCAGCCUGCUCCUAUGAAUCCAAGGAGAAACCCAACUGCCUGGCACCGCUGGACUCUUGCCGUGAGAACUAUGUCUGUAGGUCGCGUUAUGCAGAGUUCCAGUUUAAUUGCCAGCCAUCCCUGCAGACUGCAAGUGGCUGCCGGAGGGACAGCUAUGCUGCCUGCUUGCUGGCCUACACCGGGAUCAUAGGCAGCCCCAUCACUCCAAACUACAUUGACAACUCCACCUCCAGCAUAGCACCCUGGUGCACGUGCAACGCAAGCGGUAACCGGCAGGAAGAGUGCGAGAGCUUCCUGCACCUCUUCACGGACAACAUCUGUCUCCAAAAUGCCAUCCAGGCCUUCGGCAAUGGGACCUACCUGAACGCAGCCACAGCUCCAUCCAUCCCCCCCACCACACAGAUGUACAAGCAGGAGCGAAACGCCAACAGAGCUGUGGCAACCCUCAGCGAGAACAUCUUUGAGCACCUCCAGCCUACCAAGGUGGCUGGAGAGGAGAGGCUCCUGCGGGGCUCCACUCGUCUGUCAUCAGAGACCUCCAGCCCAGCAGCUCCUUGCCACCAGGCAGCCUCCCAGCUGCAGCUGUGGCUUCUCCCUACUCUUGCUGUGCUGAGCCUCUUUGUGAUGUGAAGCAGAGUGGGAUCACGCCGGGCAGUGACUCUCUUUGUGUUGGUUUCUUUAAAAAAACAAAACAAAACAACCAGACAAGGAACUUAUUUCAGGAGGUGGGGUAGGAGGAGGGAAGGGAUGGGAAGGAGAGGUGAGUGUGUAGGCAUCCCUUUCUCCUCCUCAUCCACCUUCCAAUUUGUUUGAUUUUAUACUAUCAGCAUCACCAACAACCAGCUUAUCUUUGUCCUGGCCACUUUUCACCCCACAGUGUGGUUGCUGUCUCUCCAGCUCUCUGUGGAUCGGGGUUGUGAGCCACAGACAGUUCCCUUGGAAAAGCCAAAGGAGAGAGCUGAGUCAAAAAAUGAGAGCUGCAAUGGAAAUGGUUUCACCUUCCCCAGCCAAGAGGGGAAAGACUUUAGAUGGAUGAGCUGUCAGGACAUUUCCUCAAGCCCCAGCUCACGCUGUGGGACAUUUGACAGGACAAGUCAAGCGUUGUGUCGUACAGAUCAUCUCCAGGGCUGCUCAGGACCCAAAGGACAGCCCAUCUGGUUCAGAGUGAAGAAACCAGAGAACCUGGUGAGAAGGUAGUUGGUUCUGUUCACCAGAGAGGAUCCUGAAGCACCUCUGGGGUGGAGCAAGCAGCCAUACAACAAAUUGGCUAUUGGUUCACAGGGACCAUCCACCUGCUUGAAACUACAGCUGACAUGCAACCAGCACGCAUCUCCAAGAUGUCCCUUGCUCCUUGGGCCCUCCUGUCUGGGAAACGUGUCAUGUAUUGAUCAUGUUCAGGAAGAAACACGUGUGUUGCAUUUUGUUAAUGGCUGGCUUUCUUCGUGUCUCAACCUUAGCAUCUCUACUUACCGGUCCUGUGAAGUGUUUGGGGUAGGUAUUUUUUCAUGACAUCCAAGCAGCCAGGGGCCAAAGUCAUUCCACUCCCAGCCAACCUCUCUAUGUGCAGGAUAAACCUGUGAGGCUACAGGUAGGACUUGAUACGAGUGUAACACAAUCCAUUCUCACCAGCUACUUGUGCUCCUGUCGGUCUCACAGAGAGACAGAGGGACAGUUGAGGGAUGUCAUUAUCUGUGUGAGGAAGAGAUAGGAUACAAAGGGUUUUCAUGUCCUUGGUAGAGAGUGGGUUGUUACAGCCCCCUUCCUUGAAUAGCUGGAGGAGGAAAUCCUUGUUAGCUUGUAAUCACAGAAUCACAGAAUUGUAGGGGUUGGAAGGGACCUCCAGAGAUCAUUGAGUCCAACCGCCCUGUCAAAGCAGGUUCCCUACACCAGGUAAACCAGACCAGCACACUAAUGACAUUGCCUCCUGCCAAGUGCCAAUUAGUCAGCCAAGGGGUGGCUUAAGCAGAGGCUGGCAAAGUGACCCAACCAGAUGGAGCGUGAGGACAAAUGUCUCCCUGGUUGCUCAGGGCACAGAAGGGAAUACAUGUGACCUUGUUAUACACGAGCAUCCAGAGGUCUUCCCUUGAGGAAGUGAGGUGGGGUGUCCCAGAGCUUUGCAGGGAGAUGAAUUCCACGCUUGACCAAGACAAUAAAGAAGGUGGUAAGGAAAAGUAGCGAGGUUUUCUUGGACAAAUGCUUUCCCAGGUUGACCACUACAGGAGGGACAGGAGUGGCUCGUUGCUCCCUGUUAGUUUUACAGCAGCCCAUUCACCCUUUGGUUUCUGCCUCUCUACAAAACAACAUCAGUUGCUCAGCAUUUGGAGGCAUAGAAAAGUUUAGAAGCAACUGAAAUUUCAAGGUCUGGAGCUUUUUAUUUCCAUUCCCUGCAGAGCACUUUCCAUUGCUUUAUGCUUCAGGUUUUGCUGAGAAACGGCAGCAACUUUCUUGGGGUUUGUUCCAAUAUAAAACCACACUUGUUUGCAAAUGAAUAUCUGUGGAAGCAUAAGACAGGGCAGAAACCCUCCUGGCUGUGUCCUGGCUGAAGUUCUUCACCUGGGGUUGUCCUAAUCCAGGAGACAGGAUCCUGGAACACACUGAAAUCUUGCAUGCAGUUUGCCAGGGGAUGUGCUGAAACAAAUUGUGUGUGCCAAAACUUCACGACCAAGAGGAUCUCCCAGUAUUGGAAAUGCAGGCGGUGGCACAGGUCCCAUACCUCCCUUCAUAGCCAUGCCCUGAGCUGUUGUGAACAUUUCCAGAGCAUCAGUGGGGCCAUCUGUGCAAGUAUGAGGUGUAAACCCAAAAUCCUGUGUCCUCUGAGCCAUGGGUGGGAAAGAUUAAAUCCUACUGCAGAAUGGCAAGGAACUUCCUCGACACCGUGAGGUCGUGCUGUGAAUUGCCUUCAUCUGCUGCUUUCCUUUCAAGUCCUGUUGUCCAGCCUUGCUCUUUUGCCCACCUGGUUUCAGUAGAUGGGUCCCCACCAGCCUUUGGUCUUCCUGUAUCAUGGGCUGAGUCUCUGCACAGGAUGGGUGUGCAAGGGUUGGGAUGUAUAUGUCAGGCUUAGAACAUCUUAGGAUGUUGGUUGUCCCUGAGCUUUGCUGGCCAAACAGACCCUCAGAUCCCAUUGUGGUGUCUUCUUGUGUCCUCAAUUCUGGGAGGAUGGCAGAAGUGUCCUGAGGCUGUGAAAAGCAAAAGCAAUUCACUAUGGAUCUUAUCACGGAGGCCUUGCAUGAGGGGGUAAAAUAAAAGCGAAUGGUCUGCUGGGAUUCCUGCAGAAGUGUAAAUGGGGGUCUGCUGGAGGGUUCUUUGUUGUGGUCUUGAAUGAGGGGUCUGAACAACACCUACAGAGCUGACCUUGCAGGUCUGAAAAUGCGCUCCCCAUCCUCAUCCCUUGUGCUGUGGUGUGAGUUUGGAAGCAGCAUCCACCCAGCAAUGAGAGCCUGCUGCUUGCCCAGGAGUUCCCUGCAGUCUGGGGAUGCUUCCCAAUGAAGAAAGUCACGGAGCUACAAGCCUCCACGCAGCAGGAAAGGGCCAGUGGUUGGGAUGGGUGUUAAUAUUGUGGGGGAAUUAAAAUCCAAAAAAUCUGCAUGAAUUUUCCUGACCAUUCCACCUUAUUUUUCUUUAACGAUACUUCAUGGCCGCUCUCCCUCUAAGCCCAUUCACAAACCAAACUUUGCAAACAAAAAUAAGAGAGUCACAGCAGCAGAGGGAAAGGACUGAGUGAGCCUAAGGAGAGAAAGGGAGACAACUUUUUAGCAAUCACUCCAUACCUGGGGACUUCCAUAAGCACAAAGAAGAGUCAUGGGAAAAAAAGCAGUGGCCAGCCAACUUUCUGUAGCCACUGAACUCUUGUUUUUUUUUCUGGCUGCUCAGCACCGUUUUGCAGUGGUUCGGCAGUUCCUCGCAUCUGUGAGAUAUUGUGUAUGUACAAAUACUGCGUUGUUGUCCAAGCAAGAGCACGAGCAGAGAGGAAAAGUGAUGCUGGGAAAGUACCCCUAUGGGCGGCAGGGGAUGCUGAUGGGUGCUGAUGGAUGUGUGUGUGUGCACAUGGGGAGGAUGCUUGGUGUCUGCCUGUACUGCCGGGGUGUAACCUGUACUUAUCUCUUCUGUACGAGUUGAUAUUCAGACAUAUCCAUGAAUAAAGCACACAUGCAUUUUCCUGA